AUGCGUAAGCCUUCUAUUACGAUAACAACAGCAAAAGCUAUUAUAACUCCAGACUAUACUCUUAUUAAAUCGCAUUCUAAAUACCAACUUCCUUCACGUUUUCAAAAGCUAGAUGCAGACUCACCUGAGAGAAGUACAGUUGUUAAGCUAUUUUACCGCCGAUUUAUGAGGCUUAAGCCUUUCAUAUCGAAUGUGAAAAUGGUUAAAGAUACUUACAGGGAUUAUGUUCGAUAUAAGUUUAUGAAAGAAAACUACGAACUCAAACGAUACUUGGUAUUCAAUCCUGAUGGCUUGAGGUCGAAAAUCAAUCUUGAGCUUCUCAGCAACACGAAAUGUUGUGAAAGGAUACUCCCCGUGACUGAGAUGCAAAGAACCUUGGAAUUUGUUCUGAAGAGCUGUUCAUACUUGCCCGAAACAAAAGUUCAAAAGUGGGAUAUUGCAAGGGACAACACAUAUUGCAGGCAAAUUUUAAAGAACCUUUUAACAAUGCAAUAUGAAAAGUACAGAUCGAUUUUGCAUAGAGGAAUAGGCCAUGAUGAGCUUGACGUCAAAUUCUCUCAUUUGAAAACUACUUCUAGUCCGCUAACUAAGCUAAAUAAAACCGAAAAGAAAAAGAUUCCGCUUUUCAAAGUAUUUAGUGAUUUCGAUACAACAUUGAUAUAUCUCAAUGAGACAUUAGGUACAAGGUUAUAA
Messenger RNA from Saccharomyces cerevisiae S288C, 693 nucleotides. RefSeq names its product Irc19p (gene IRC19). The coding region runs from base 1 to 693 and encodes 230 amino acids. NCBI's taxonomy places the organism in Eukaryota, Fungi, Ascomycota, Saccharomycetes, Saccharomycetales, Saccharomycetaceae. Gene Ontology annotation, biological process: ascospore formation. The transcript has a single exon. The record is from RefSeq and is marked reviewed.